UUCAAUAGAGGCCGGAGCUGGUGUGAUACGUUCCACUAACUAUCCUGACGGGUAUCCAGCAUCGGACUGUGUUUGGAUAAUUGACUCUGGCGCCGAGAACAGGAUUAGACUCAAGUUCCAGGUCCGCGACUGCAGUGGAGAUUCCCUUUGGAUCUAUGAUGGAAACGGGACUGUUGGAGUACCACUAUUGGGCCAAUACUGUUCGACAGUUCCACCCACAUCUAUUGACUCUAGUGGACGGUUCGUGACAAUCAAGUUUAUGUCCGUGGGAGGAGCGGAAAACAACCAAGGCUUCGUCAUAUCCUAUGAAUCGAUCGACUUAGCGCUUGGUUCUCGAGUCAUUUGGAGCGAGAUUGAAGCGUCCACGGGUUUGGUUCGAUUGAACAGUGUACCGGCAGACCCCACCGUGAUGUUGAAACCAGAUGGGACAGUCCAGGACGCCAUCGUGACCAAUUUCUACUUCAUGGCCCCAAGUGGUAACUGGACUGCUCUAGAAACCCGGUAUGGUGAGCACGAACUGAUUUGGAGUGAUGGUCUUCGAAAGGUCAUGAUCAAGGGGUCAAUGGGAAGUAACCGAUCGGCGAAAAUCUACUACGGUUAUACAUCAUCAAGCGUUCUGGGAGUCGCAGUUGAUUGGCUGACGGGCAACGUGUAUUGGACAGAUGCAGCGUAUGAUUGGAUAAUAAUGCAUGACGCUAACGGGACGCGUAACGUCCUGAUUAUUGAUGAGGACCUGGAUAUUCCUACAGGCUUAGCCAUUCAUCCAUCCAGGGGAUACCUAUUCUGGACUGACUCAGGAUCCAGGCCAAAGGUAGAGAGGAGUAAUCUUGCAGGAGGAGGUCGUCUUCAACUGGUUUCCACAAACAUCCUUCGUCCCUCUGGAAUAACAGUUGAUUAUGAAACUGACUUAGUGUAUUGGGUGGAUUCCGAUCCAUCCUACAACCACAUGGAAGUCUGCAAUCUUGAAGGGGCAAAUCGCAGGACUCUGAUGCACUCUCCAACCAAUCUAGGCCUUUUCGACUUGACCAUCUCCGGGAACUACAUCUACACAACGGCAAAAGAGGCCCAGAAACUGAUAGUGCUAGUGAAAGACAGUGGUCAAGAACUAUUCAAUCUUGGCCUCCAAUAUACUCCAUACAGCAUCGUGACCUAUGCACCGGAUGUACAACCUCAGGAAUAUUCGCCGUGUAGCAGUAACCCUUGUAGCUUCCUUUGUGUCGGGGGAGGACCCAACGGUUACACCUGUCUGUGUGGAAACGGUUUCCUCCUAAAGGAAGAUGGUCGUACAUGCGAAAAGGCGGGUACGAUAGACCCACCGCAGUACUUCGUUGCCUCGCGCUCCAAGCUUUGUCGAUAUCCCAUCAACUUUCCUGACAUUGCUUUCCCCAUUGUCACAAACUAUAAUGUAUCCUGCUUCUUAGAAGGGCGGAGCCAUGCCGUAGCUAUCGCCGUCGAUUUGGAAGACGGAAUCGUGUUCUUCAGUGACUUAGGAAUGAAGGGAAUAGGGAUGGCCACCCUCAGAGAUGGUGCACCGGUGAAGAUUAUCACGGGUGGGGUACGGGCUGUACAAGGUUUAGCCGUAGACUGGAUGACGAAACACAUGUAUUGGACGGACCAUGCCAGGGGUACCAUUGAGGUUUCCAAGUACGACGGGUCUUACCGAACAACACUCAUCAAGGACAAUGUCAUCAAGCCUAGGAGCAUUGCCAUCGAUCCAGAGAGAAAGUACAUCUUCUGGACUGAAUUUGGCCCACCUACCCAGAUCGAACGUGCUUCGCUGGAUGGAACUGAACGUGUCGUCAUAAUGAUGGCACCACAUGGUCUGCCAUUCUUUGUCCCCACUGGGCUAGCUAUCGACACUGAAGAACAAAGGUUGUACUACGCAGAUCUUUCAACUCGUACAAUCAAUAAAGUCGAUUAUUUCGGGAACAAUAAGAGACAGCUACUGAGGAAAAAUGGCGCCAUCUUCUUUGAUGUUGCUCUCUACAAGGACUACAUUCUAUGGACGGAGCUUGGAGGAAACAAUGGUAUCUACGCAAGCAACCGCCACACUGGAGAGAUAGAACUAGUGUAUCAUAACCAAGGAGAGCAGGUGUAUGGCAUUACAACUUACGCGGACACCCGUCAGAAGAUCAUGCAUCAUCCAUGUCGUUACCAGAACGGAGGAUGUGAUCAGCUGUGUCUCAGCUCAUCUUCUAGUCGACGAGGAUUCGUGUGUGUUUGCACUCUCGGGUUCUACUUGGCUGACGAUGGAAAAUCUUGUGUGUCAGACCUUGUCCGAGACAACUUCUUUCUGGUCACGGACACCUAUCGACGAGCCAUCUUUCAGGUCGAUAUGCAGUCCACCACAUUCGAACCCAAAGCCUUGUUCCUUCCAAGCAUUCAGAACCCUAUAGCGGUGAGCUUUGAUCCCAUCGACAGGAAGGUCUACUGGACUGACGUGACUUCCAAGACACUCAGCCGUGCCUCGUUGGACGGCAACGACUACCAGGUCAUUGCUAGGGAUGGUAUUGAAGUUCCCGAUGGCAUUGCCGUAGACUCCAUUUCCAGGCUUGUGUACUGGACAGACUAUGGCAACCAUGGCAUCUCUGUAUCUCACCUGGACGGAUCAAACAGGAAGAUGCUGAUUCGAGGCUUAGACAAGCCUAGAGCCCUUGUGUUGCAUCCCGUGGAAGGGACAAUGUUUUGGACAGACUGGGGUGACAAUGCUGUCAUUGAACGAGCUUUCAUGGACGGAACAGAGCGAUCAAUAAUUGUGUCUGGAUCACUGGUAUGGCCAAACGGACUCACGAUCGACUAUGAUGGUAAUCGGCUAUACUGGUGCGACGCUGGUCUUGAGCGACUGGAGACGGCUGAUUUUAACGGUCGUGGCCGCCGUCUUCUCUUUACGUUCGGACGUAACGUCCAUGCCUAUGAUGUGGCUGUACGUGGUCAGUUUCUUUACUGGACAGACUGGACAAUGCAGAGUGUCCUCAAGAUGGACAAAGACACUGGUAGCGGUAUCGCAACAGUAGGACCCAAUGAUUACCUCAGACCAAAUGGAAUAUACAUGGUGUCCGACGAUACUCUGCCAUCAGGUGAAAACCAGUGCUCAACUGACAACGGAGGGUGCACAGGACUUUGCCUUCCAGUAGGCUUUGAUCGAAACUGCACAUGCGCAGAUGGAUUCCAAUUUGAUGAGGAUGGAACAACUUGUGUCUCAGAUCAAGUUACUGAAUGUCCACUGGUCUUUCACAAUGGUUUUGUUGACGAAUCAUGCGAUCCGCGGCCAGGACACAUUUGUGAUGUCCAGUGUCAUCCAGGUUUUUCCCCUUCUUCUGAUGCCAUCAUCUGCCUAUCAUCUGGGACAUGGGACCUUGACGUCAGCAGAAUUUGCAUGGCUGUUCAGUGUCGUCGACUCGAAACACCACCGCACGCUCUCCCUGGACCGUGCUCCCCUCCUUACAACACCGGCAAGAUGUGCACAUAUUCUUGCAUGCAGGAUACACGAAGACUAGAGGAGAUGACAGGAGAAUGUGUGACGAGCAUGGUGAAUGGAUUGGGAGUCCAAUACGCUGUGAACAGGAUCCUGGGCCUAGAACCGCUUCAUCUUGUAAUCCCAACCUGGCUUUCCUUGAAGAACCUCAGAAUCUAGAAGUAGCUCGCAGAGAUCUUUUAGAGCUGAGGUGCCGGGUCAGCGACCAAGAUGCAACCUUGACAU
Molecule: messenger RNA, 3700 nt
Organism: Strongylocentrotus purpuratus (purple sea urchin)
Lineage: Eukaryota; Metazoa; Echinodermata; Echinoidea; Camarodonta; Strongylocentrotidae
Product: low-density lipoprotein receptor-related protein 4-like
Exons: 22
Coding region: 260-3634 (1124 amino acids)
Source: RefSeq, a predicted model, not a curated record